AUGUCGGGGCUGAACCUCACGCCGGGCGGCAGCAGCGGCGGCGGCGGUGGCGCGCGCACGGCAAAUUCGUACACACAGCUGCAUGUCAGACAGCCAGAGGCCGCACCCGCGGACUCUGCGCCUGCGCCGGCGCCCGCGGCGCUCGGCCCUGCGGAGCACCGAGCUCAACACGAGGCGGCGCUGCUUAGGCUGGCCCCCGCAGCGGCGGAGGCGCUGGCCGGCUGCGCGAGCGCGCUGGUCGCGCUCGGAGACGCGAGCGGGGUGCGGGGCCUGCGGGAGUGGGGUGUGGAGGCGCUCGCGCCGCUCUGGAAGCUUGAGGCGCAGCUGUCGGAGUUUGAUUUUGAACCAACAGAAGGCGACAACAGCGGCGGCGGCAGCGGCAGCGGCGCCCUGGCAUGGCUGUUGGGCCUCGAGGCUCAGGCGGAGGGUCGCCUGGAAGACACCGCGCAGCUGCUCGCAGCGUGCGUAGCAAACAGCAGCGGCGGCGGCAGCGGCGGCGGUGCGGGCAGCUCGGCGGCGCUCGGGUCGCCGUAUGUGCAGGGGGUCUUGAUGGAGCAUCUGGCGGAUUGCUAUGCGGCGCUAUCCGAUUGGCAAGGCCUGCGGCGGUUGGACGACGAGGCGCGCUCACAGUCGGCCGCUCUGGAGGCCGCCGCGCGCGUCGCGGCGCCGGCGGCCGGACCGCGCGAGCCGGGCGCGCCGCCCGCGCGGCACGCCGCGAUGGUUGCGGCGCGGUCUGCGGCGGCGCUGGCCUCGGUGCGGCGCGCGAGGGCGGCCAUCCUCGGAUCCUGGGCGACCGCCGGGGCGGAAGCGCCCGUGGGCGCCCGUGCACUCUCAGGGGACGUUGGCGGCGGCGGCGGCGGCCGUGGCGCCGACAGCCUCAUUGGCGCCUGCAUGGCGUGCGUUCAGCAGAGCCAGGGGCAGCAGCGGCAGAUUGAACAGGCCGCGCACCUCAUGCACGCCUGCGAACGCGAGGCGCCAACGCUGGCGGAGCGGUGCGCCGCCGCCGCGUGGCUGGGCGCGGCGGCCGCGCGGCCGGCGCUGCAGCAGCUGGCCGCACUGCAGCUGCUGGCGCCCAUGCUGAGCGGGCCGGGGGCAGCACAAGCGGCUGCGACCGCGGAGGCCGCCGCGGCCGCGGCCCGCGCGUUGCUGCGAGCGCCGGGCGCGGGGCUGUUUGAGGCGGCCGGUCGCGACGGCUCGAUCGCCGGCGUUUCUUGGGGGGCAAUUAUUGGGGACGACGGGGAGCUAUGUGAUGUGAACGGCGGCACCAGCGGAUGCAGCGCCGUGCCGCUAGCAGACCUCACGCGACUCCUGCGCAUCGUGGACGCCGGCGCCGCGCACCCGCGGCAGGCCGCCGCGUGGGCGGCCCCGCGCGCGCUGCUGCAGCUGCAGGUCGCCGUCGCCGCGCGCCGCGGCGGCGCGGCCACCCUUUUGGAGCGCACCCUCGCCGCCGCAGAGCACCACCUGCAGCUGUGCGCGCAGACCGCCGCGCCGGACGCCGCCCGGGAGCUGCUUUGGCUGCGAGCGGUGGGCGCGAGGCUGCGUCCGGAGUGCAGCGGCGGCGCGUGGCGCGCAGCGGACGGCGACCAGCAGCAGCAGCUGCUGCUGCAGCGUGACGCUUCGCAGGAUGCGGUGUCGCGCCACCUGGCCCUGCUGGACGGCCGCUGGCCUCAUCAGAUCAACUCGCGCCCAGAAGGGCGCGGGCUUGGCGAAGCUGGCGGCGCCUGCGGCGGAGAGAGCGCCGCCGCGCUCAUGUCGCUCGCCGCGCUGCUGCGGCGGACGCCAGCGGCGGCGGCGGCGCCAGCGGGGGUCGACUGGGUUUUGGCGUACCGCCGCGCGAUGCAUCUGCUGGCCGGCCGCAGAGCUCUCGACCCCCCGGCUUCCGUUGUCGCCGCGGCCGUCGAAGGCGGCCUGUCGCAGUUCAUGCCUGAGAGCCGCGCCGCUGCGCUCGCUGCAUGCGCCGCGUCGGCGGCCGCGUGCGCGCCGCAGCAGCCGGGGCCGUGGCGGGCGCUGGGUGACCUGAUGCACGACUUGGCAGAGGGAGAGCAGCAGGUGCAGCAGCAGCAACAGCAGCAGCAGCACCAGGAGCAGCAGCAGCAGCAGCGGCAUGAUGACAUCCAUCGGCUGGACAGGGAGCAGCAGGUCGCAGGUUUGCCCGAGGGCGGCGGUGCCUACCAUGAUGGUGCUCCCGGGGCCGGCGCCCACGCCGCCACAGGCGGCGCGCCGACGGCCACCGCUGCAGAGCGGUUGUUCGCGCUGGCCGCCGACGCGUACUGCCGACACCUGGCAACGGCCGUCGCGUCCACGCGCCUCGCCUCCCCAGAGGCCGGCCUGCCCGUGCUGCUGCGCCUCCUGCGGCUCGCCUUGACCUGCGGCCCCGCCCUCGCUGCGCCCCUGCGCGCGUCGCUCGGCCGCUGCCCGGCGGCGGCCUGGCAGGCGCUCGCCCCGCAGCUGCUGGCCGCGCUCGCGGCGCCCCAGGGGACGCCCGGCAGCGGCGGCGGCGAAGAGGCGCGCGGGCUCGCGGCGCUGCUGCUGCGCGGGGUGGCGGCUGCGGCGCCGUGCUCUGUGCUUUACCCCUGUGUAGCAGAGCUGCGGGCGGCGGAGGAUUCUGGGGGCCAG
Monoraphidium neglectum is the source of this 2616-nucleotide messenger RNA. RefSeq lists its product as hypothetical. The record is from RefSeq and is a predicted model, not a curated record. The transcript has a single exon. The annotation marks the transcript as partial. NCBI's taxonomy places the organism in Eukaryota, Viridiplantae, Chlorophyta, Chlorophyceae, Sphaeropleales, Selenastraceae.